AUGGGUAUAUUCAGCUCUAAAUCCAAGAAAGGCACCAUGUCCGACAAUCCCGAAACGCGCCAGGUCGAGAAGAUGAUCGCGAGCGAGACCAAGGCCGACCAGAAGAACGUCGAUCACGCGCUGAGGGACUUGAAGAAAGCCGACAAGAUGCACGAUAAGAGCAUCAAGUCGGCAGACAAGGCGCAGCAUGCGCUCGACAAGGCGGUCAAGAAGGAGCACAAGACCGCCCAAGCAGUCAAUAAGGCCGAGCACCAGCAUGAGACCGCCAUCGCCAACCAGCACAACGCUUCGAAGACUGUCGAGCUCCAGCGCCAGCAUGAGUCGGUCCUCGAGCAGGAUCUCCAGAAGCGCCGCAACGAGUUCGAGGAGCUCCAGCAGCGCAAGGCCGCCAAUGACGUGGGUAUCAUUCUCUCGCCGUUUUCGCGAGGGUUGACAUGCUCCUUAGGCGACGCGUGA
Molecule: messenger RNA, 456 nt
Organism: Postia placenta MAD-698-R-SB12
Lineage: Eukaryota; Fungi; Basidiomycota; Agaricomycetes; Polyporales; Adustoporiaceae
Exons: 3
Coding region: 1-456 (151 amino acids)
Source: RefSeq, a predicted model, not a curated record